Mizuhopecten yessoensis (Yesso scallop) is the source of this 3977-nucleotide messenger RNA. RefSeq names its product inhibitor of apoptosis protein-like. The transcript is spliced from 5 exons. The record is from RefSeq and is a predicted model, not a curated record. Lineage: Eukaryota; Metazoa; Mollusca; Bivalvia; Pectinida; Pectinidae. The coding region runs from base 824 to 1588 and encodes 254 amino acids.
GUAUAUUAUGAAGGUAUCAGCCUUGUCAAACAACCAAUAUACAUAGUUAUAAAUAUUACUUACAAUGGGUUGAUUUUUUUCGAUAGUUUAGGGGACUUGGUUGAGAUAAACAUCACCGUUAACCAUCAUCAACGUAUUUGUUUUAAAAUAUAAAUUCCGGUCAAAGUCGCUCUGUGCCAUAAGGGAAACCCCCUGGGGAAAAGCGAUAUCUUCCAGAAUCUUCUGUCCUUCUGGAUAAGAGGUUACAGCGGAUAUCCUAUUUGAGUAUCGACGAAAUCCUCAACAUUCAACUUUGUCCGCUGUGUCUUAACUUUAUCCGCUGUGUCUGACGUGGUUGGUUCUCAAUUAAAAGGGAGAUUAUCAACAACACAUUUGGUAUUCUGAUAGUUGUGAGGAUCCACGUCAGUGAGAAAGCGACAUACACAUAAAAAGGAGAGGGACGUAACAAACCAGCUUUACUCUCUUCAAGGAAUGUCCAUCUAAAGCAUCUUUAAAAUCACGUUUACUAUGGAACCAACAAUAACAUUUCGAACACUGAAAAAUCGAUUCAUGCAAAAUCCAAGUGGGAAACUUUAUAAAAUGCUGAUGAAUGCAAAGUAUUGUUUUCAUUUACCGAGUGAUUGAAAAAGUUUCCUGACAAGCAUCGAUUUAAGUACAAGGACCAGGUAUAUGCUAUUAAGGUGAAUAACAGAAAUCUGUGAUUUCAUCACACUGACUUGCAUAACCACAAAUACAAGCAGUCCAGCAAUGUUAUAACCAUUGACAAUUCUGCUACUGGAGAAUUAAAUGGACAUAAACCAGCAUUCCUGACGACAUCUACAAAAUGCCAUCACCUCUACAGUCACGCAAUGAUCAUCAUUUCCUAAUGAACCCGCCAAUUCAGUUUGGAACAGGAACUGAGCCAAGUUCUGUAAUACACUAUAGAGGAUUAACGUCUGCUAAUGAGGAAACUUUGUCUCAAGAGGACCAGGAGAUAAAUGUAGAAUUAAAUGAAAGUAGCGAUGAAUAUUUUGAUGAGAUUGCGGAUGUUGGUGUUAAUGGAAGAGAAGAACUUGGAACAGUAUUUGACGAAAGCCCCCAGGAGCUGUUGGCCAUAGCAUCAAACUACCCGCACUCAAAUGUCGGACAGGAUACCAUUAGAAUCCGCCAACAAGAGAAAGGGGAAAAUGGACAGAAUAGACGGGAUGUAAUAGAGGUGUUACAGAGAAGAGGGUAUGACAUCUCUCAAAUUCAAACAGCGAUGGACAAAAUCUGGUCAGAAAUUCCAUAUUCAAAUUUGACACCUGAAGCUGUUCAUCGAGAAAUACAAACGUUGCAACAGGAGCCUUCUGGUAAAGAGGUGACCACAAAUGUUGUGAUGGUCGGGGAUGGAUUGAACAAUGAAGAUAUGAAGAAACUGAAGUUCGAAAACCAAUAUCUGAGGGAGAGAAGUAUCUGUAAAGUGUGCAGGAUCUAUGACAUAUGUAUAGCAUUCUUUCCGUGUGGUCACCAGAUAUGCUGUACCGAUUGUUUCAGGAACACGAAUGACAAAUGUGAUAUAUGUCAAAAUCCCAUUGACUAUGGUCUUGCGGUUCAAACAGAUGUAUAACAAACAAGAUAAGAACUUCAUGGGAACUUAUAGACCAUCGGGUGCCUUAGAGUUGUGACAUGGAAUAAUGAGCGUAACUGUAAAUGUUUUCAUUUUAUUGAAUGCGUCAGGCAGUGUGAUGAUAACAGCCUAGUGUAUUCUGUAAUAGUUUCACUAAAAUUUAGAAUGACAAUUAACAAUCGACAUACAAAUACAAAUGUAUUAGGUUUAUUUCACUUGUUGUGUACGAAAUAUUUACUGAAGAUAUCAACACCCAUCCUAAAUCCUGACUUAAUACUUUUAUGAGAAAAAUGAUAAAAGACACAGCCUAUACAAUUGCAGGUCAGGACCACGUGAUAUGCAUUCUUUCAAUAUAUACGGAGACAUAUCUUAUGUCUGUAGCAUUAUGAUACACAAUAAUGAUUCUCAUUUUGUUGUUGGGUGGAUAAUUAAUUUUUUUUUUUUUUUUUUUUUUUUGCAAGAGUUGAAUAAUUUUGUUGAUGAACGAUUAAUUACAAAGAACAUAUUCAGUAAUAAGAAAAAGUGGGGUAUUAAGAUAUGUGGGUUUUUUUUUUAACUUUGUUGUGCUCCUAAAAUUUAUUUACUUUGUUUCACUCAUAAAUGAUGAGGGGAGACUCAUCUUGUACAAAAAUCCACAAUUACUUGUAUUAUCCCAGAAACCUUCAAAAUAGGCAAAUUAAUGGUAUUGUUCAAGACGUUAUAAAAUAAUUCAAUAUUAUUAAAUUCUACAUGUCCUUAAUCUCUCUUUCCUGAAAAUAUAUUUUAAGCAACCAGUUGAUGAUGGUUUCAUAAACAUUUUUUCUAAAAUGUUGAGUCUGAGAGUCCGUGUUUUGAAAUCUAUAUAAGUUUUUAUAAACUUUUCUUUAUUGAUUAAAACAAAAUUUGAAAAAUGAUGUUUUAAAGAUAAAGGAUUGAGAAAACAUCUACCUCUAAAAGACUACCAGAUACACAGCAUUAUUUACAGAUUAUAAGGCCUGUUUGUCUACAAUGCUCUACCAAAGGAUUUGUUAUUAUAACUGGUCAGAUGUUUUAACUUUUAUUAGAGCAAUUUAUUGAUUGUUUUUGUUUUGAGGCUCAUUGAUUGAUUGUUUCAUCCAUGCACUGAAAUUCUGAUUGAUUGUCGUUUAUAAUUUAAUGAGGUUGUUUUUACCUAAUUAAAUACAUACGCAUUUUGGAUUUAACCACAAGUUAUUGUUUUCUUUUUUAAAACAAUUUUUAUAAUAGAUUGAAUCUCGACUCACAAACAUGAUCAGUUAUAAUGAUUUUAGAAAACUGAGUGUGGCUAAGGGGAGGUUAAUCAAUACGAGAGAUGUCAUCACUAGUUUUUUAAACAGAAAGAAGUUAAAAAGAAAAGGUUGUUAUAUUGCUUUAGUUUUGUCCAUAGAAUGAAAGAAAAUGUCAUUUUCAACUUAAAGAGAGGAUGAUAUAAUUCCUUUAUCAUAGAAGUUGCUAAUGGACUUAGCAAAAAUCCACCAUUUACACGAUAGAACGUUUUAUGUUUAAAAUAAUCUGAAUUCUUUAAAAAAAUAAAUAUUUUGUCUGCAUGGUAUUAUAAAAGAACUAUUACGUAUAACUGUGUCAGUUUCUCUAUUUAUGUUCUUUGCAGGUUAAUUUUAUACCUAUUUGAUUUCACCAAUCGUGAUUUGAUUUAUCAUCAGGCUGACUUGAUUGAAAUUAUCGAAAAUGAAUUGAAAUAAUUGUCCAGUUAUUGCUUCCUAAUCAAGUGCCAAGAGGAAGUCGUUUUUCUUGCCUGUUAUCUUUAUAAACCUUAAGAAAUGUUAUUGAGAUUUUUUGUUGUUGGAAAGAAGAAACUGAUGACGGUAGUAAACAAAAACUUGAGGCACAUUUGUCAUGACUCAAAAUCACUUCUUCAGAAAUAUUGAUCUAUAUAUUUCACAGAUAAAUCAUUGAUGGAUGACAUAUUUUUAACAAAAAAAUCGGGUAUACCCCCUAAUUUUUGUACAUACUCUAUCAAAGGAUGUAUUUAUAUAAAGUCUGAUGUUCUCACAUUUAUUUUUUAUCAAAAUGUUUUAAUUGUUAGUGUUGAGCCGCACUUUUUGUGUGUCAAUUAGCAUUCUGCAUACUCGGCGAUUAACCGAAGUUUUUCGUUGGUUGGUAACAAAAAAAUAUUAUAAAAAAAAUAUAAGCGCGUGCAUAUAUUAUUUAAAAUAUAUAUAAAUAUGCAUGUGCGACUAAUUUGAAGAUUUGUUAAAAUAUAUUUAACAUCUAGAUUUACUUAAAAACGACUCACGAUCUUUCAAUUGUGCCACACUUAAUUUACUUAAAAAGUGAGUUUUAGCCUUUCAAGUUUUUAUUUGAAAUGUUGACAGAAAAACGUGCUAUAAAUGUGCAUAUGCUUGCUUGGAAUAAAUAUCAUGUAUAAGCCAGA